Messenger RNA from Xiphophorus couchianus (Monterrey platyfish), 438 nucleotides. Its product is annotated as vesicle transport protein SFT2B-like. Gene Ontology annotation, cellular component: membrane. The coding region runs from base 76 to 438 and encodes 120 amino acids. Lineage: Eukaryota; Metazoa; Chordata; Actinopteri; Cyprinodontiformes; Poeciliidae. Gene Ontology annotation, biological process: vesicle-mediated transport. The transcript has 6 exons. The record is from RefSeq and is a predicted model, not a curated record.
CGCCCUGCGAGGUUUCUCUUCCUGAAGAAAUUAGUUGUAUUCUUCGUUUUAUUCGAUUUUUUUAAGGAUCCAGCUAUGUUUCAGUCAAUUAAGGAUCGAAAGAAGGACCAAAAGGAUAAACCAAAGGUUUUGCAGGUUCGAAAGAACGACCAAAAAGAUAAAUUGAAGGUUUUCAAGCCUCCAAAACUGAAGGAAUCCUCCACAAACUGGGGUUUAAUGGGAUUCAUCUGCUGUUACUUCGUGGGAGUUGGAUCCAUAAUUCUGGGAGUUUAUGUGAGCUUCCUCCCUCACUUUGGAACUGAUCUCUUCAUCGGCCUCUAUGCUUUUGGAAACAUUUUUGCUCUUUCCAGCACAUUGUUUCUCGUGGGGCCAGUGAAGCAGCUGAAGAGGAUGUGCGACAUGUCCAGAGUAUUGGCCGCCCUCACCAUGCUUGUGUGA